AUGCGUGAAGCUAAGAAAGUUUACUACAAAAGCAAAUUUGGCAAACAUCAAAACAACCCUAAACAGGCUUGGAGGACGAUUAAUGAUAUCCUUGGGAGAAAAAAGAAGGACACAAUGAUUAACGAAUUAAAGCUAGGAAAUGAUACAAUUACUUCUCCUAUGAGAAUGGCUAAUUGUCUUAAUGACUAUUUUACAAGUAUUGGUGGUAAAAUUGGAGACUCCUGCUCUGAACACACUCAGAAAUUAAAUUUUGGCAGGCAUAUGAGUGAUAAUUUAAAUACUAGUUUGGAAUUUACUUUGCAUCCUGUUAACGAAUCACAGGUUUUUAGGCUACUUAACAAUUUGUCUAUUUCUAAAUCUACUGGAUGUGACAAAAUACCGGCUAAAAUUCUAAAAAAAUCUGCAUCUGUAAUUACACCAUCUUUGACCAAAUUGUUUAACUCUGCUAUUGGGAUGGGAAUUUUCCCCUCUGAAUGGAAAAGUGCUAGAGUUAUACCGCUUCAUAAGAAGGGUUCACGCUCCGUUUUAGACAAUUAUAGGCCAAUAUCAAUUUUGCCGGUCAUCAGCAAAAUAUUUGAAAAGAUCUUGUAUGAGCAGUUAUACGAAUAUUUUACUACCAAUAAUUUAUUGUCUGAACAGCAGUUUGGGUUCAGGCGCUUUCAUUCCACGUCCACUGCUUUGCUUGAUUGUACUGAUGAGUGGUAUGUUAAUAUGGAUCGUGGUUUGUAUAAUCUUGCCGUUUUUCUCGAUUUAGAAAAAGCAUUUGACACGGUAAACCACGACAUUUUACUGGCUAAACUAGAGUUAUAUGGUAUUAAGAACACGCCUCUUAUGCUUCUCAAAUCGUACUUAUCAGAUCGAUCUCAGAAAUGUCAAGUAAAUGGGGAACUUUCCACACUAAAAUAUCUAAAAUAUGGCGUUCCUCAGGGUUCAAUUUUGGGUCCACUUCUGUUUUUAAUUUAUAUCAAUGAUUUGCCGAAUUGUUUACAACACUCUACAGCACGCAUGUUCGCCGACGAUACUAACAUUACAGUGUCCGGUAAAUCAAUUAAGGAAGCGGAGGUGGCCGUUAAUGUCGAUCUCAAUAAUAUCAGAGAAUGGCUUCUAUCGAACAGGCUCUCUCUUAACCUUGUCAAAACGGAAUAUCUUUUGAUUGGAUCACGCCACAAUAUUAACACGUUAGAAGAACAACCGCGUGUUUUUAUUGGAGAUGAACCAAUUAAAGGGGUUCAAGUUACAAAAACUCUUGGAGUCAAAAUUGAUCAAUUUUUAACUUGGGACAGUCAUAUUGAACAAAUUUCUAAAAAAAUAUCUUCUGGAAUAAGUGCCAUGAAAAAGAUAAAGGAUUUCACUAAUUCUGAUACUUUGAAGUCGGUCUAUUAUGGUCUUGUCCAACCCCAUUUCGACUACUGUUGUGAAGUUUGGAAUUCCAUUAGACCCCUUCAAGAUCUCUUGCUUCCUCAAGCACAAUUUUUGUAUCUACAGCUUCAGCAAUGCAACAAGACAUCCCGUGGAGUUCAAGUGUUGUACAGCAAUAGGAAGGGGAAUGACAUGCAAGUUGUUUGUUUAAAAGAAGGCGUUAAAUAUCGUUGGAAAUCCGUUGACG
Messenger RNA from Paramuricea clavata, 1606 nucleotides. The record is from the annotation of a GenBank genome assembly. Lineage: Eukaryota; Metazoa; Cnidaria; Anthozoa; Malacalcyonacea; Plexauridae.